AUGGAAAACCAAAAGAGAUUGUACAGCGACGUCGUCAUCAUUGGAGCAGGCCUGUCGGGAAUCAACAUGGCAUGUCAGCUCCAACGGCAAUUAUGUGUCAGCGACUACGUGAUUUACGACCGCGCUCGAGAAUUGGGUGGCGCGUGGGCCGCCAACAAAUAUCCAGGAUGCAGUGUUGAUAUACCCGGAGCUUUAUAUUCGUUGUCAUGGUUCCCGAACCCAAAUUUUACCAGCCUUUUCCCGUCCCAGAAGGAGAUUUUAUCCUACAUCCAACGCGUUGCUCGCACUUCCAAUGUCACAGAUCAUGUGGAGCUUCAGAUUGAAUGGAAAGGUGCCCAGUGGGUAGAAUCAUCUGGUACAUGGCAUGUCUCUCUCAGAAAUUUGAGGACAGAAGAGGAAUUUCUUCACGAAGCCAAGGUGCUGGUUUCCGCUGUCGGGGGCUAUACCAAUCCCAAGUUUCCUAUCCUGCCUGGCUUGGACACAUUUGAAGGCCCCGUGGUGCAUACUGCCAAAUGGAAUAAGGAGUACGACCUCCGAGGCCUCAACGUAGCCGUGGUGGGUAACGGAUGUUUGUUCACCUAUGACUCGCCUGUAGUUCCUGCUGUGAUCGAUGAAGUCAACAGCCUGACGCAGUUUAUCCGGAGCCCCCAGUACUAUGUCCCGAUGCCUAUGGGCAAUUACCGAUUUGGAAGAGUAUUGCGCGCUUGCUUCUGCUACAUUCCACUCACUUUGCUUCUUAUCCGUUGGCUGGUCUUUUGGAUCCUUGAUACCACACUUGGGCAGUUUUACAACGAUUCCAAAGGAGACAUAUUGAGAGAGGAGAGAGCUUCGCGCAGUCGGAAGUAUAUUGCGGAGAACGCCCCUGAGCGAUACUGGCCUUUACUUACACCUGGUUAUGACCUUGGGUGCCGACGAAGGAUACUAGACAAUCACUAUAUCCGAUCUCUUCGCAGCCCUAGAAUGAAUCUGGUCAAGGACUCGAUUUCACAAGUCGACUCGAAGAGUGUGGUGACACGUUCAGGCGAAAAAUACCCGGUUGAUUUCAUUGUGAGUUGCAUGAAGAAAGAUAAUUUCAUAUCCCAUGCUGACGGGUUUGAGUUCACUCAAUGGAAGGCCGAUUCGGUGAUAGGCCGGCGUGGAAAGUCGCUGAAACAGAUUUGGGAUGAUCGAGGCGGCAUCGGCGCUUACAAAACUGUGGCGAUGAACGAGUUUCCCAACAUGUUCUAUUUACUAGGUCCGAAUUCAGGCAGCGGACACACGUCUGUCCUUUUUGCGAUCGAGUGUUCGGUCAACCUCGUUAUUAGGAUUGCACGUCCUAUACUGCAGCGACAGGCAUCGAUCGUAGAGGUAUGCAAAGGGGCUGAGAUUGAGUGGUGCGACACCAUACAGACUGCUCUCAGCAAAACAGUGCUGACGCGCAGCUGUUCCAAUGUGAGUUAUUUGCCGAUCAUCGUAAUGAACCAUGCGCCUGCUGACGAUCUCCAAUGA
Molecule: messenger RNA, 1488 nt
Organism: Penicillium brevicompactum
Lineage: Eukaryota; Fungi; Ascomycota; Eurotiomycetes; Eurotiales; Aspergillaceae
Product: flavin-containing monooxygenase
Exons: 8
Coding region: 1-1488 (495 amino acids)
Source: RefSeq, a predicted model, not a curated record